GGCGGCGCUGGGCGCCGCGCUGGGCACUGGGCUCGGAGCAGGCGGGAAGCGAGAGGCCGGCGGCGGGAGGGCGGCUCGGGCGGCCUGGAAGCCGGGUCCCGCAGCACCAAGGGGCCGCCAGAGCUUCGGCCAGAGAGUCCUCAGCCGGCCUUUGAGAUGAUGGGAUUGGGCAACGGGCGUCGGAGCAUGAAGUCGCCGCCCCUCGUGCUGGCCGCCCUGGUGGCCUGUAUCAUCGUCCUGGGCUUCAACUACUGGAUUGCGAGCUCCCGGAGCGUGGACCUCCAGACGCGGAUCGUGGAGCUGGAAGGCAGGGUUCGCAGGGCGGCCGCAGAGCGCGGGGCCGUGGAGAUGAAAAAGAACGAGUUCCAAGGGGAGCUGGAAAAGCAGCGGGAGCAGCUGGACAAAAUCCAGUCCAGCCACAACUUUCAGAUGGAGAGCGUCAACAAGCUAUACCAGGAUGAAAAGGCGGUGUUAGUGAAUAACAUCACCACAGGCGAGAGGCUCAUCCGAACCUUGCAAGACCAGCUAAAGGCCCUAGAGAAGAACUACGGCAGGCUGCAGCAGGAUGUCUUCCAGUUUCAGAAGAAUCAGACCAACCUUGAGAGAAAGUUCUCCUAUGACCUGAACCAGUGCAUCAGUCAGAUGAAGGAGGUGAAGGAGCAGUGUGAAGAACGCAUAGAAGAAGUCACCAAAAAGGGAAACGAAGCUGCAGCUUCCAGGGACCUGAGUGAACAGAAGAACCCAAGUCAGCAGCUCCCAGCUCCCAACGAGCCCCAGCCCAGACCGCAGGAAGCAGACCUGCCCCAGGCAGGGAUGUCCCAAGCGAGAGGACAUGCACCCAGCAACGGUGAGCCCCGGACACCAGCGCCCAGUGCUGAGGCGGUUUUGGAUUUAAAGAGACAGGGUGAGAAAGAGGAAACCAAGGAGAUUCAGGUUGCCGGCGAGGAAGAGGAGGCAGCGGCAGCACAGAGGGAUGCCCUGGGGCGGCCGCAGGAUCCAGGCCAAGAGCAGGCCGGGGCCGAGGCCAGAGACGUGGGUGGAGAACGCGGAGAAGUUGGCCGGACCCCGCGGGCACCGGCUGUCCCAUUGGCAAGCCAGGAAGACCAGGACCUGGAGGGCCCCGAGCGGGACCAGCUGGUCAUCGUCGAUGGGAAGGAGGAGGGGCAGGAAGCCGAUGAGGAAGGGAGAGACCCGCAAAAACUGGGAACAGAUGAGGACUACAACGUGGAUGAAAACGAGGCAGAAUCGGAAAGAGACAAGCAGGCCGCCCUGGUGGGGAACAACAGAAACGGCAAUGUUCUUGAUGCUGAACAUCAGAAAGGAGACAUGAUGAAUUUACUUGAUCAACGUGCAAAGAGGAAUCACACACUCUGAAUCAAACUGGAAUCAUAUACUUUUGUGUCAGAAUUGAAGAGAUCACCACAAAAUAUUCACGAGGGAUUGAAUACUGUGAAAUUAAAAUAUCUGAAGAUGAUUAUUGUGGAGCUUUAGUAUGUAUUUACUAUGUAGGAAAAUGAGAUUGUCUUUUGAGUUUUGGGGCUACUUUUGAAGUGUCUACAUUAAGAUGUCAGAAUUGUUGAGAUUUGUUGGGUAAGAGGUCUUUCAUGAGAAGAUCAGCACCAAAACUAGGACACAGCUUGUCUUUCAAGUGAGGCAACAGUAGGAUUCUUACUGUGGAACGUGAAACUUCUCAGAAGAGGGGCUUGAAGAGCUGCUUCUCCUCAGCUCCGUCGUGCUGUGCCGAGUGACUGGGACCAGCCCGUCCUCUGUUCUCCCGUCUGCACUGAAUGAUUUUUGGUUUAUCCUCCUGUGCUCACUUCUGGUUCUGACAGUCAGCGGCCUGGAGCACUGACUAUUAACUCAAACAUCACUGGCAACGGUGUUGAACAAGUCUAGACGCAAAGGUGUUUUGUGCAAGGAUUUUUAAAAAAAGACUACUCAUGUAGUAAGCCUGUUAUUAAUGUACAAAAUUCUUUUAAGUGACUUGUAACUUGAAUACUUGUGAUCUAUACUUGGUCUGCUUAGUAUGUGUGGGCCAAGCAGAAUCUUCUGUAAUAAGUCCUUAAGCAGAGCCAGGUGAGGGUGAGACAUUGGACACAGCAGGGGCCACAGUGGAGCUGACCCUGAGCCCUGAGGCAGAGCAGUGAGGCGGGCGCACACUGUGGGGAGGCUUUGUUAUGGACAAACUGCUGGCUUUACUACUAGGAGAAAGGAAGAGUAAGUUGAUGAAUAUAUACAGCAUUACUGAUUUGGAAAGCUUAGAAAGUCAAAAGGCAAUAAUUCUGUCAGUUUUUGUCAUUUCGCUUGUGUGGUAAAAAGGACUGUCAUAAAACUGAUUUAAAAAAAAUCAAAAGUUAAUUUGAAAAUGACUAUAGUUAAAAUUCACAUUGAUAACAGCAUCAGCUUUCACUUAACAUUUCAGGUGGAUGGGCUUUUGCAGUUCCAUGGUGGCCCGGUGGUUAAGGAUCCAGCAUUGUGACGGCUGUGGUAUAGACUCAAUCCCUGGUCUGCGUUUCUCUGAGCCUUGGGUGUGGCUUUUUGCUGGGGCUUGUGAAUGACAGACAAAGCCAAAGUUGGGACUUUUAGUCUCUCCAAAGGGUAAGUGGGUGGCAAUACUUACUAAAAUGCAGUUUUGAGUCACAGGAUUGGAGAUGCAGGGACCUGGGGUCAUGUGCUAUAACCCCGUUGUUUACAGAGAAGAAACUGGGGCCCAGAGAACUUAGGAAGCUUCUCCAGGCAAGCCAGCACGUACCCAGCUGUGGACUCCUGGCAGCCCCUGUAGGCAGGACCUGGUUUGCAUUCAGGUUAAAAUCUCCAACUUGAAUGUUGUGUGAUAUUGUACCUAAUCACCAAUAUUAAACUUUCCACCCAGAAAAGGCAACUCAAGAGGUAUGAAGUUUGCUUUAUAAGAGAUUUCUCUAAGUCCCUGUCCAGCAUCCCUUUGUGUCUUAGUCUAAGGGUUGAUACUCUCUCCUGCUUAGCCUUUGGCAUUCAUCUCCUGUUUGCUCACUGUGCCCAGAGUUGCUGAGAAAUGAAACACUUUUUAAUAGUUCAGUUUUUGAAACUGCUUUCACUUUCCCCUUCACCCCCAUGGGAAACCUGAAGAAUCAACUUUUAAACUGGUGUUUGCCUUAUUAAUUAAACCUUUUGUGGAAUGAGAUGGGAUGUCAGUAUAAAUAAAAAGUCAUCCUGAUUUCA
This is a messenger RNA of Phacochoerus africanus (Common warthog), 3198 nucleotides long. RefSeq names its product golgi membrane protein 1 (gene GOLM1). The transcript is spliced from 10 exons. The record is from RefSeq and is a predicted model, not a curated record. Gene Ontology annotation, cellular component: Golgi apparatus. Bases 157 to 1374 code for a protein of 405 amino acids. NCBI's taxonomy places the organism in Eukaryota, Metazoa, Chordata, Mammalia, Artiodactyla, Suidae.